AAUGCAUUUUUUCAUGUCUUGAAGUUAACAGAAAAUUAAAAAAAAUCUCGACUGUAAUGGAAAAUCCCUCCACAGAUUCACGCUUGUGCAUUUACACAUACAGAAUAUAUCACGUUACUGCAGUUUCCGGGUCGCGGAACCAUUGCAGGAAACCCAUGUGCUAGCCGGAUGAUUAUAUAGAUGCCGCAGGGGAGCGACGGGAGAAUGGCGGCGGCGGUGGUGCAGCUGUCGUGCCUGUACCGGGGGAUGUUAGCGGUGCGGGCCACCGGCAUCCGGCCGCUGAUCCCCGGCGUGGUCCCGGGCUUCAGAGCCUUCUGUGUGCGGAAGGAGCCGGAGCUGGAGGAGAACCCGUUCUACAGCAAGUACCAGGACAAGAUCCAGAAGCUGCGAAGCGCGAAGCCGCAGGAGUACAAGGCCCGGCUGGAGAAACGCCACGAGACCAAGAGGGAGGCGCUCGGAGACUCCAAGCAGGCCGAGUUUGUCCGCCUGAUGGAGCAGGAGUUUGAGAAGCGGGACAAGAUGGCCGCCGGCGGUGGAGCGACAGGAGCUUUCACCAAAGACAAGACCCUCGGCUCCAUCCUGAACCUGGACAAGAUCCGGGACAUGACGGGCGAGCAGAUCGCAGAGCUCUGGAUGACAUAUUACUCCACCAAGGACACCAUCAGCGCCGUCAUACCGACGCAGACGUUUGAGGUCAUAUUCAGCCGAGCGAAGUCCUGCCCGACGUUCCUGUUCGCCCUCCCCCAGAAGGAGGGGUACGAGUUCUUCCUGGGCCAGUGGGCCGGACACGAGCUGCACUUCACCUCCCUCAUCAACGUCCAGACGCUGGGGGAGAACGCACCCAGCCAGCUCAUCCUCUACCACUACCCCGAGCUGCAGCGGGACAAGGGCGUCGUCCUCAUGACCGCAGAGAUGGACCCCAAGUUCAUCACGGUCCACCAGGCUCAGUGCUUAGCCAAUCAGGUGCAGCUGUUCUAUGGCGCCCAGAGGCAGGAGACGUACCGGCUGGUGGAGACCUUCAACCACCAGCCCGCCGACUUCAGACACAUGGCCGUGAUCGCAGAGCUGGAGCAGAGCGGCCUGGGGCCCGCGCUGGCCCCCGGAGGCUCCUAGAGGGACUGCAGUGCCUGUGGACGGACUGAACUCAGCCCCCGCCCCCCGCCCCCGUCCCCUGACCCCCGCCCCCCGCCCCCCACCCAUCCCGUCCCUGUCCCCUGACCCCCGCCCAUGUCCAUGUCCCCGCCCCCGUCCCGUCCAAUGGCCCCGCCCAUGUCCCCGCCCCGUCCCGUCCCCUGCCCCCCGCCCAUGUCCCCGCCCCCGUCCCGUCCCAUGGCCCCGCCCAUGUCCCCUGCCCCCCGUCCCGUGCCAGAGCCCCACGGCGCCCACAUCACACCAGGCGAUGCUUAGGGCCCCCCGGGAUUCGUGGUCGUGUUUUCCCAGGAUCACCGCGG
Myripristis murdjan (pinecone soldierfish) is the source of this 1451-nucleotide messenger RNA. RefSeq names its product ATP synthase mitochondrial F1 complex assembly factor 1 (gene atpaf1). The record is from RefSeq and is a predicted model, not a curated record. Lineage: Eukaryota; Metazoa; Chordata; Actinopteri; Holocentriformes; Holocentridae. Gene Ontology annotation, biological process: mitochondrial proton-transporting ATP synthase complex assembly. The transcript has 9 exons. Gene Ontology annotation, cellular component: mitochondrion. Bases 181 to 1113 code for a protein of 310 amino acids.